Nerophis lumbriciformis (worm pipefish) is the source of this 969-nucleotide messenger RNA. The record is from RefSeq and is a predicted model, not a curated record. NCBI's taxonomy places the organism in Eukaryota, Metazoa, Chordata, Actinopteri, Syngnathiformes, Syngnathidae.
AUGGCGACUCAGAAGAAAAUAGCAGUUCCGGUAUUUACAGAGGUCGACCGGGAUGUUUUUCUACAAAAGAUUUAUCCACAGCGUAAACCAGCCGUGCUGAGAGGCGUGUGUCUAGGUCCCUGUUUGGAGAAGUGGACCGUGGAGUAUCUUGCCCAGAAAGGAGGCGACAAGGAAGUGAAGAUCCAUGUUUCUAGAGUGCCUCAGAUGAACUUCCUUAAAAGAAACUUUGUGUACAGGACUCUUCCUUUCGAUGAGUUCGUGAGGAGGACAUCAGAGGAGAAACAUGCAGACUUCUUCUUGUGCGAGGAUGAGAGCUAUUACCUUCGGUCCCUGGGAGAAGAUGUCCGAAAGGAUCCCGCCAACUUGCGCAAACAGUUUCCCGAGCUAGCCGACGACUUCCACAUCCCCGACUUCUUCGAGCCAAGUAACUUCUUUUCCAGCGUGUUCCGCAUCAGUUCCCGCCAUCUGCAGCUGUGGACGCACUACGACGUGAUGGAUAACCUUCUGGCUCAGGUGACGGGGAGGAAGAGAGUGGUUCUCUUCAGCCCCCAGGAUGCAUUGCACCUCUACAUGACAGGUGACAAAUCAGAAGUCUUAGAAAUUGACUCGCCGGACGUGAACUUGUAUCCCGAGUUUGUGAAGGCCACGAGAUAUGAAUGCGUGCUGGAGCCUGGAGAUCUGCUCUUUAUUCCUGCCAUGUGGUUCCACAACACCCUGGCGCUCCAAUUCGGCGUGGGCGUCAACAUAUUCUGGCGCGAGUUACCCGCCGACAGCUACGACAAAAAGGACCCUUACGGCAACAAAGACCCAGUAGCCGCCGGCCGAGCCCUUCAAGCUCUAGAGAGAGCGUUGCAUUGUCUGGACGAACUGCCGCCCCAGUACCGAGACUUUUACGGACGCCGCAUGAUUCAGAGAAUCCGCGAACGGACAUUCUGCAACCGUACAAGUCCAACGGCGGCUUUGGAGUGA